AUGAAUACCAUUCUCUACCUUUUUCUAGCAGCAAUCAUCAAUGCCAAUGCACAGACAGCUCUUCCAGCAACUAACGGUCUUCCUUCUCCUCCAGCGAGUGUGGUACCAUCGGCACCAGCGCCCCUUGGAAACACGGCACUUUGGGAACAAGCGAUUACAUUAGAUUCUGCGAACAACAUCACCGGCAAUCAUGCUAACCAAUACUUCUACUCGUCGGUCGCAUGGUGGCAGUCUCUCGAGAACAGCAGCAACAACUAUUUCUCGGGAUCGCCGAGCUCUGUUGACGCAGGAACACACUUUUCUCAACUCCUACAGAUCAUACAAAAUUACCCGAUCCGCUACGAUCAAGCGCAGGCUUCAGAUCCCAAACAAACCCCAAUCACUAUCAUGCAAAUUCCUGAACAAACAAUCAAAUCCUUCGGUGCAUCAGGCGCAUGGUGGCCUAAUGAUCUCAACUACUUUCCCUCCGAGCAACAGCAAAAUCUAUCGGAGCUACUCUUCUCGAAGGAUUGGCUCCAUCUAAGCGGCUACCGAUACAACAUGGGCGCCAGUGGAGAUCACGAUAUUGUCACUGUAAAGACUGACGGUGCUCCCGUAAAUCGAGGAGUCGAGUCCUUUAUGAAAACCGACGGGACUUAUGACUGGACUCGUGAUGGCCCAGGAAUGUACUAUUUGCGUGCGGCAGAAGCUGCAAAUGUGUCAUCCAUCACAUUCUUCGUCAACGCAGCGCCUUCUGGCUUGAACGCCACCACCGCGUCUUCAGCGCCCUGUGGUGGGACUUUGGAAGCGACUGCAAUACCAGCGUUUGUCACCUACAUUGAAACAGUGUUGGCCUAUUGGGCUGAGCAAGGCAUCACCAUUGAAUACAUUUCCCCCAUGAACGAGCCCGAUGACUCGUUCUCCAGUUGCGGCCAGGAAGGCAUGGCUGUACCUCAGAGCAUUCGCACCGCUGUAUUUCAACAGCUCCGAGCCGCUUCAUCAGCUUCAACCUCAGCCGGCGUAAAAGCCGUGAAGAUCAUGGGCGACGAGACGAGUCAGAUUGCCAGCCAGGCGCUGAUGCACUAUGGGAACUGGUUGCCGGAGACUCUUACGGGCCAGUACAUUGAUGCAAUUGCGGUGCAUAUGUACGAUUGGCCAGAUGAUGCGACGCUCUUGAACUAUAGGCAGCUUGUCAAAAACUCCUCGGUAUCAGGCUUUCCACCACCAGUCAAGAUGACGGAAAUCUCAUCGUUUCAAUCGGCAUCGGGUAUGCGCAGUGAAUGGGGAUGGACUGGGCCUUCGGUCAUGAGCGCGCAGUACGAUCCCACAAUGUCCAGUGCGCUCGACAUGGCACGCAUGAUCUGGCAGUGGUUGACCCUCGUCAAUGCCGAGUCUUUCGAUUGGUGGACAGCCGUAAGCACCAUGAUUCCCUGCUCUCCGAGUACUGAUGCCAGUUGCGCAACCACUAUUCAGAACGGCAGCGGCUGGAAUGAUGCCCUCAUCUACAUUGACGCAAAUUAUCAAACCACGAAAGACUACAGUUUCUACCUGACAAAGCGCUUCUGGGUCUUCCGCCACUUCACACAGUUCAUCCGCCCGGGCUCUGUACGCUACGACAUCCCCAACGAGGUGCUGCCAUACGGUACCGUGGCUGUAGCAUCAUUGGGUACGAAUAAUGUGUGGCAAGCGACCUUUAUCAAUCGCAACAAUACCGCUCAAGUCGUCACGAUGAAUUUACCUGGAACAGGAGGAAGGAUUCAAAGGUUGAUACAAACGACUGACGAUGUAGAUUGGGGCGAUUUGGAAUGGCCAAAAGUGGCUUCGAAUAACGACAUCUCGUUAACGCUGCCGGCGCGUGGGGUGUUGACGGUGCAGUUCAGUGUCUCGGGACCGCUGAGUGGCAGGCAUCCUGAGGGUGAUGGUGGAAGUGUGGAGUAUCAUGAUCAUCAUCGGCCUACACAGCCGCGACAUUGGAGCCAGAAAGGGCGUGGUUAA
This is a messenger RNA of Letharia columbiana, 1974 nucleotides long. RefSeq lists its product as uncharacterized. NCBI's taxonomy places the organism in Eukaryota, Fungi, Ascomycota, Lecanoromycetes, Lecanorales, Parmeliaceae. The transcript has 2 exons. Gene Ontology annotation, molecular function: hydrolase activity, hydrolyzing O-glycosyl compounds. The record is from RefSeq and is a predicted model, not a curated record. The coding region runs from base 1 to 1974 and encodes 657 amino acids.